Messenger RNA from Anopheles merus, 1956 nucleotides. RefSeq names its product mannose-1-phosphate guanyltransferase beta (gene Gmppb). Bases 406 to 1515 code for a protein of 369 amino acids. Lineage: Eukaryota; Metazoa; Arthropoda; Insecta; Diptera; Culicidae. Gene Ontology annotation, cellular component: cytoplasm. Gene Ontology annotation, biological process: cell wall mannoprotein biosynthetic process; GDP-mannose biosynthetic process. The transcript has a single exon. The record is from RefSeq and is a predicted model, not a curated record. Gene Ontology annotation, molecular function: GTP binding; mannose-1-phosphate guanylyltransferase (GTP) activity.
AGAGAUAGAAAAAAAAACGCUCAAAGUAAACAUCUGACCAAAUGAUUCACUGCGACCAACGACGAACCGACACUUGCUUUCCGCUGACUCGCUGAUACGUUCUCGUGAACGAAGGGCAGUGCUAAUUAGUUUUUGCUGUGCGUCUUGUGUGCCUCAUAGUUGGUGGAAUUAGAGAAUUUUGUGAAACUUCUUCUGGUAGAUAAAUCCGCAACAGAUACCUGUUCUACGAAAGGGUUCGCAGCUAAGCGCACGAAACAGCGUUUUAACUGAUAACAAAGCCUGCCACCCGGUUAUAAGAACGAACGUCGUCGUCCCACCGUUGUGUGGUGCUGAAGCUUGACUACGUGUCACCUGUGCCUGCCUGCCUACUUUGUUUGAAGAAAGCCGUGCCGCGCACACAGAGGUAUGGGUGUCGUCGGAAAAGGUGACGGAAUGAGGGCGCUAAUCCUGGUCGGCGGAUACGGUACGCGGCUGCGGCCGCUAACACUCAGCACGCCAAAACCGCUGGUCGAGUUUGCCAACAAGCCGAUCCUGCUGCACCAGAUCGAGGCACUGGUCGAGGCGGGCGUAACCCAGGUCAUACUGGCCGUGUCGUACCGGGCGGAACAGAUGGAAGCGGAACUGUCGGCCCAGGUCGAGCGGCUCGGCGUCAAGUUGAUCUUUUCCCACGAGACGGAACCGCUCGGCACGGCCGGCCCGCUGGCGCUGGCCAAGUCCAUCCUCGCCGAAAGCACCGAACCGUUCUUCGUGCUCAACUCCGACAUCAUCUGUGACUUUCCGUUCAAAGAGCUGGAGCAGUUCCAUCGGCGGCACGGGCGCGAGGGCACGAUCGUGGUGACACGUGUCGAGGAACCGUCCAAGUACGGCGUCGUGCUGUACGCGGAUGACGGCUGCAUCAAGAGCUUCAUCGAGAAGCCGCAGGAGUUCGUGAGCAACAAAAUCAACGCCGGCAUGUACGUGCUCAACCCGUCCGUCCUGGCCCGGAUCGAGCUGAAGCCAACGUCCAUCGAGAAGGAGAUCUUCCCGGUCAUGUCGCACGAGCAGGAGCUGUACGCGUUCGAACUGAACGGGUUUUGGAUGGACAUUGGGCAGCCGCGCGACUUCCUUACCGGCAUGUGCCUCUACCUGACCUCGCUGCGCCAGCGGCAACCGGACCGGCUGUACAGCGGACCGGCCGGAUUCGUGGGCAACGUCCUGGUGGAUCCGACCGCCAAGAUUGGGGCCGGCUGUCGCAUCGGACCGAACGUCACGAUCGGCCCGAACGUGGUCAUCGAGGACGGGGUGUGCAUCAAGCGGUGUACCAUCCUGAAGGACGCCAUCAUCAAGUCACACUCCUGGCUGGACAGCUGCAUUAUCGGGUGGCGCUGUGUCGUCGGCCGCUGGGUGCGGCUCGAAGGCACGACCGUGCUCGGCGAGGACGUGAUCGUGAAGGACGAAAUCUACAUCAACGGUGGUCAGGUGCUGCCACACAAAAGCAUCGCACUGAGCGUUCCCGAGCCGCAGAUCAUCAUGUAGAGCGCCAGGGGGGCAGGAGAGGUGAGCCGAGUGUCGACAUCCACCGAAAGCAACCCGCACCCCGAGAACCGGUUUCUGUGCCUAUCGAGCGGCUGGGCGGAAGGGGGAGGAAGAUGCUGCUGAACGUCGUUUUUUAUGUUUUCUUUUCUUAAGGUAGUUUUAUUCUUGUUUUACCAUAUUACAAAUCCCCAUCGAAUGGAACAUGUUUUGUUUUUUUAUAAACGAACGGGUGAACACACGUCCUCACGUUUCUUCCAAUUUAGCUUUUAAUUUAGUGGAAACUUUGAAGAUGCCGUUUUAUAUAUUUUUUUAAUCGUGUGUUCAUUCGUGUGUCGUUUCCUCACACACUUCACAUCGGGCCAGUAGCACAGAACUCGUUAGGAAACUCGAAUAAUCUGUGUACUAUAUGUUUUGCAUUCCAAAAUAAAAGAAGAAAACAAA